AUGCUAAUCUUUCUUCAGUUGAACUCACCGGAAUACACGUCCGUGAAUGCAAUGUGCAAUACGAGGAUAUGGACAAUUGAACUCACCGGAAUACACGUCCGUGAAUGUGCAAUGCAAUACGAGGAUAUGGACAAGCACUGGAGCGGGUCAGCAGCAGAUACCACGGGCCGACGAAACAGUAGAUAUAACACCAACUCACCUACUUUCCGGACGCGUCUUACCGAUGGUGCGCUUUGGGAUGCGUCACAGUCUGCACAUGUGCUUUUUUUCCUGUUUGGGCGCGUCCUGAUGGGUUAUAAGGAGUUUGAAAUUUGCAAGCAAGCUCCGUUUCCUGCUCCAAAAGGUAAGUUUGAUCUGGCCUAUCCUCAGCAGCAUUCGGCAAAUCCGCUGAUUUCUGUUGUAUCUGCUUAUCCUUCAGUAUAUUGUCCAGCCUCCAACCAAUGGAGGUAUAGUCCGCCUAUGCAGGCUACUCUGUCCAAACCAGACGCCUCGCGUGAUUCCACACGUGACUUUGACGCAACGCCGGAUUUUUCCCAACUACUUUCUGCCAUUGAUUCGUCAACUAAUCCCGCCGCUCUCGUUCAACCUCUGAUUUGUCAACAGCAGCGCCCCGCAAUGAAAACGCAAGUCUCCAUCCACACCAACUAG
Molecule: messenger RNA, 648 nt
Organism: Opisthorchis viverrini
Lineage: Eukaryota; Metazoa; Platyhelminthes; Trematoda; Opisthorchiida; Opisthorchiidae
Exons: 5
Coding region: 1-648 (215 amino acids)
Source: RefSeq, a predicted model, not a curated record